Molecule: messenger RNA, 3030 nt
Organism: Mauremys mutica (yellowpond turtle)
Lineage: Eukaryota; Metazoa; Chordata; Testudines; Geoemydidae
Gene: CERS2
Product: ceramide synthase 2
Exons: 11
Coding region: 141-1268 (375 amino acids)
Biological process (GO): ceramide biosynthetic process
Cellular component (GO): membrane
Molecular function (GO): DNA binding; sphingosine N-acyltransferase activity
Source: RefSeq, a predicted model, not a curated record
GCGGGCGGCGGCGGCGGCGGCGGGGCACGUCACUUGGGCAGGGCGCGCGUUGCCCGGCGCCUGGCAGGGGCGGGAGUUGGACAGAGAGGCGCAGGCGAGAGGCCGCAGGGAGCCCGCUCCCCCUCCAGCUCUUCCACAGGAUGUUCCAGACGUUAUACAAUUACUUUUGGUGGGACCGGCUCUGGUUGCCAGUGAACCUGACAUGGUCAGACCUGGAAGACAAGGAUGGGCGGGUCUAUGCCAAGGCUUCGGACCUCUACAUCACCAUCCCCUUAGCCUUCCUCUUCCUCGUCGUCAGGCACCUCUUCGAAAUAUAUGUGGCAACCCCACUAGCCGGGCUUUUGAACGUCAAGGAGAAGAUCCGAUUAAAAGCCACCCCAAAUCCUGUGCUAGAAAAGUUCUACGCUUCCUCCUCAAAACACCCCAAACAGGGCGACAUCGAGAUGCUCUCCAAGAAGAGCGGCUGCAUGGUCCGGCAGGUGGAGCGCUGGUUCCGACGCAGGCGCAACCAGGACAGGCCCAGCUUGCUCAAGAAGUUCCGGGAGGCCAGUUGGCGAUUCACCUUUUACCUUAUUGCUUUCAUUGCUGGCAUGGCCGUCAUAGUGGAUAAGCCCUGGUUCUACGACUUGAAGGAGGUGUGGAAAGGGUACCCGAUCCAGACCACGCUGCCGUCGCAGUACUGGUACUACAUGAUCGAGCUGUCGUUCUACUGGUCCCUGCUCUUCAGCAUCGCCUCCGACGUGAAGCGCAAGGACUUCAAAGAGCAGAUCAUCCACCACGUGGCCACCAUCAUCCUGAUCAGCUUUUCCUGGUUUGCCAACUACAUCCGGGCGGGAACGCUGAUCAUGGCCCUGCAUGACUCUGCCGACUACCUGCUGGAGUCUGCCAAGAUGUUUAACUACGCCGGCUGGAAGAACACCUGCAACAACAUCUUCAUCGUGUUCGCUGCCAUCUUCAUCGUCACGCGCCUCAUCAUCCUGCCCUUCUGGAUCAUGCACUGCACCGUGGUCUAUCCUCUGGACCUGUACCCGCCCUUCUUCGGCUAUUACUUCUUCAACUUCAUGAUGGUGGUGCUGCAGUCGCUGCAUAUCUUCUGGGCGUAUCUCAUCAUCCGCAUGGCCCACAAGUUCAUAACUGGAAAGGUGGUGGAAGACGAAAGGAGUGAUCGCGAGGAGACCGACAACACGGAGGAGGAGGAAGUGACGAAGAACGGGCCCCUUUCCAACGGGCACCCCGUCCUGAACAACAACCACCGGAAAACCGAUUGAUUUUAGGCGCACGUGGAGGUGUCGCCAGCUCACCGCCCGGCCCCACCACCACGGGCAUCAGCUGAGAAGGCCAAAACGUCAAGAGAACUUCAGCUUCCACCCUGCCACCAACUGUAGUGCCAGGGUCUCCCUCCUGUCCCCUAUAAAUAGUUACUCUCCCUCUUCUCCUCAGAGCUGAUCUAGUGGAAAUAGCUGACCCAGCUGGGGGGAGGCUAAAGGAAUGGACCCUGGAGUGCCAGCACCAACCCUACACGUGUGCUUAGAAUACAUCAUUUGAGGUCAAUUUUCUUUCCUAUUGCUGCAGAUAGAAAUGUGCCAACUUUGUUGGGGGGGGAGAGGUGGUAGCGCCUCGUGCCACCGCCAUACAGCAGUGUCCUGUCUCUCUCUAUCCUCACCCAGCUGCCUUAAAACCAAACUGGGACGCGAGGAUUCCCUUCUCCGAGACUGUCUGGCCCCGUCCCCAAACUCUAGGUGCACAGUGGAAGGCACAGCCAGACUGCUACCGGAGGGAGAGAUGGCCAGUGGCUCUCUGUUUUUGUGUGUUACACACACACACAUCCACAGAGAAAGCUGGCGCCAGUUCCUUCCCCGUCUGUUUUGUUGGUGAGGUAUGGCUUCGUUGCCUCUCGAGUUGCUCUGUUCUCGACUCUCGUGUUUCUGGAAAGGAAUCCCCGAGCUGUGUUGCUGGUGGAAAUAACGCACAAAAGCAGAACUCUGAUGUCCUCCGAGGGCUUGGAUUCAAUCGCAAAGACUCACUCAUUCCCCUUUGGUGGUGGGUUUUUUGGAAAUGACUGCAAACCCUCUCCCCAAACUCCUUUCCAGCUGUAGAGGAAACAAGUGUUUCCUGUGCAGGGGGGAGUGGAGUUUAUUUUGCUUUCUUGGGUAAUAGCAAAGGCACGAAAUCAAAGCCUAGGAAGGCCAGAGACCAUCCUGUCAAUUUCAGCUCUGCAGUUCAGGCCCUCCUGGGCGCCUUGUGCUCCACUGCAGUGAAGGAGUUCAGGGACUAAGAUGGACGGGUCUCGUUCUGGCUUUGCUACUUGCCACCGUUAGUGAAUGGAGGUCAAAGCUUUGGCGGCUGGCUCCCCAGCAUGACCGAGAUGUGCCCAUUGCACCCAGAAAAGCAAAGGAAUACGAGGAGCAGAGUCCCUGACUUGCUCUGGGGAGCAGGAAGGAAGAGCAGCCAGAAGGAAUUUGUGCUGUUUACAGCUCACCACCACAGUAACAGACUUGUGGGAUCAGGUGACAUUUGUUAUACCACGGGGGAGGCUGAGUUAAGUAGAUGAACGUCUGGGUAUUAAUGGCUGAUUUAUUAGACAACACUAUUGAGCACUUGCUGGAAGGAAGCUGUGUGGUUUAGACACACUAUCUAGUAUCUGUUUCGAUGGGGAUUUAAUACACCCCAUUGUUUUGCUCUAUAAGAAUUGGUUCUGAUCACCUUUAAGAACGAUCUAUUCCACUUCCCUUCUAAUGUGCUUUUUCCCCCCUCCGCCCAGGCUAUGAAUGGACAAAUGAAUUUGCAACUGAUUCUUUUUCUAUUUAUUUUUUUUUUAAAGCUAGGACUAAGUACAAAAAGGAACUGGACCGCAGAGUCUUUCAUGUAAAAACAGAUUCGGUGGGGGCUGAAAUGCUGAAGGCAGUAAAACUUUCCAGGCUAGACAGAGGGGUUGGAGAAAAGGACCAUUAACCUAACUUCAGACCAAAAUGUUGUUUUUUAAAAGUUAAAAUUUAUUAAAAGUUAAAUAAACUAAAACUUCUGUAAAAA